AUGGCUGAAAUUGUUGAUUCAUGUUGUGUGCCAACAUCAAUGGCAGUACAAUUAACAAAACCUGAUAAAAAUAAUAAUACAACGGCUAAUGUUGAUGAUGGUAUUAUUUUACCGUCUGAACAGUGUGAUGUUACUGAGGAUGGAACAGAUGAGAAAUCUGAAAGUAUCGGUGAUAGCGAUGAUCGUCGUCUUUCAUCCGGUGGUGAUGAUGAUGGAAAUAAUAAUGAUAAUAAUAAUACGAUUGCAACUGAGAUCACAACAGUUGGCUCUUCAUCAACAUCGUCAAAUAAUGAAACUGAAGUACCUAUAAAUAAUGAAUCAACUAUUAAUAAUACAAAUACAUCUACCAAUAAUAAUAAUCCAACUGAUCCAUAUAAAGAUUUUUCAGGUGUUGAUACAGAAUCUUUUAUAGCAACAACAUUACGUAAUAAUCCAAAAGAUCGAACAUUACUUUUACAACUUGAAACACUUCUUCAACAAUUUAUUCAAGAUGAUGAACAAAUAUCACAUCAAUUUCAAGCGAUGAAUUCAUAUGAACGAAUGAUUGUUCAUCGUGUUGCAGCAUUUUUUGGUCUUGAUCAUAAUGUUGAUAAAAAUGGACAAGCUGUUGUUGUCACUAAAACACCAAAUACUCGAAUCCCUAACUUUUCAUUUCAAAAAUGCAUUCCAGAAGAUGAAUCAACCGAUAUAAUAAGUGGUGCUUCAACAACGACAACAACAGAAAAUCCAAUCACAUUAACAAAUCAAACUGAAAUUCCAACACGUCGUAUUUUACGUCGACAUGAAAAAAAUUUUAAUCAUGAUCAUUCUCAACGGAAUGGUCUUCAUGAUGAAUAUAUUAAUCAACAGAUAUCAUCAACAACAAAAACUCAACCAUUAUCAAAACCAUAUUCCGAACGUGUAAAUAAUUAUGCUGAAACACGUGCUAGAAUAUUUAAUGACACUAGUGAAUCAUCAAAUACAGCAAUAACAAAUAAAAAUAUGAAACUUAAUCAAAAACAACAUUCAGGUUUUAUUCGACCAUCUUAUCGAAAACAACAACAGCAACAACAACAACAUCAGAACAGUUCACAUCAACAUCGUUCUUAUACAUAUCAACAUUCACAACAAACAACUAACAAUCAUAUGCAACAGUAUUCAACUGGAAAAACAAUAGAUAUACCUAGUCAUAUGCUCAAUACUUCGACAACUAGAACUCCAUCUAUUUAUUCAACACAACAACCACCAUCAGCGAAUCUUAACAUAGCACAACAACCAAUCUAUGCCUCAAUGAUAGCAUCAAAUCCUGGUACAGGAUCAUUACGUACACCAACUAGUACUUCUUUUUAUACUCAAUCACAACCACAAAUUGUUGAUUAUGAUUAUAAACAACAAGCGGGUGGAGCACAUAUGUAUAAUUAUGUCCCUAUGAUACCUCCAUCAGCAUCGAAUUUUAUUCAUCAACAACAACAACAGACACAAUCAUUACAUCCUCAACAACCAACUACAUCAGCAACAGCUGGUCCAAAUCAAGUGCCAUCACAACAUGGAGCUGGUAUUCCAAUGCCUAUAUUAGUUCAUCAACAACCAACUGGACAAAUACAAUAUAUAUUUCCUGCUCAUGCUUUACAGCAACAACAACAACAACAGCAACCUCAACCACAAACAGCAAAUCCUUACCCAUUAACACCUGAUGGUCAAUAUGUUCAGCUUUAUCGACCAGAUACAUUAUCUAUACCAUCUGGUCCACCAACAGGACCACCUCCUUCAAUUGUUGACAGUAAUAAUUCACAUCAUCACCAGUUUUCUCAAAAUCAAUCUUAUCAUCACCAUCAAAUCUCUCAACAACAGCCCUCGCAACAACAACAACAAGUCCCACCUUCUCAGUCAAAUUCUGCACUACAACCACCACCUUUCGUAAGAAUAUAUCCUACAGGACAAACAGGUAAUGUUUCACAUCAAUUUGCUCAAGCAACUUACCAAGCACCUCCGCCACAACAACAAACAACAUUUGUUCAACCAGGCACUAUUCCAACACAAUCUUAUAUGAUUCCUCCUCCGCAAAGUGCAGGUGGUGUUCAAACUUAUCCAACAUAUGAUAAUAGUAUACCAUAUAAUACUUAUGGUUCAACAACUGCAGGAAAAUCUAAUGUGAAUAAUAAUGGAACAUCCGUACAAUAUGCAACAAAUCAUUUAUCAACAUUGAAUUUACAAGGCCAACAUGAUGAGUAUCAAACACGUUUAAUCAAUAAUCAACAAACACGUUAUUCUCAUCCGAAUGGUUCAACAAUGAAUAAUCAACAACAAAGAAAUUUUAUGGGACGACCAUUAGUUCAAUCACCAAAUGGCUCAGCAGCAACACCUCGUAUGGCUGUUUAUUCAACAUCAAAUCAACAAUAUCGUCACACCCGUCCAUUAAAUAUAUCAAACACUGAUAAACAAAUAACAUCAAUCGAGAAUGAUCCGAAAUCUUUAGUAUCAACACAACAGCAGCAACAACCACCACAAACUAAUUCCGAUAAUAUGUCGCUGGCCGGUCCAGCACAAGAGUGA
This is a messenger RNA of Adineta steineri, 2532 nucleotides long. NCBI's taxonomy places the organism in Eukaryota, Metazoa, Rotifera, Eurotatoria, Adinetida, Adinetidae. The record is from the annotation of a GenBank genome assembly.